Molecule: messenger RNA, 3439 nt
Organism: Symphalangus syndactylus (siamang)
Lineage: Eukaryota; Metazoa; Chordata; Mammalia; Primates; Hylobatidae
Product: supervillin-like
Biological process (GO): barbed-end actin filament capping; actin polymerization or depolymerization; cytoskeleton organization
Cellular component (GO): actin cytoskeleton; cytoplasm
Molecular function (GO): phosphatidylinositol-4,5-bisphosphate binding; actin filament binding
Source: RefSeq, a predicted model, not a curated record
AGAGUUCGGGGAGCCCACUUCCGAGCAGACGGGGACAGCUGCUGGGAAAACUGUUGCUCCAACCGCAGCCCCCGUGUCCUGGAAGCCCCAGGAUUCUUCAGAACAGCCACAGGAGAAGCUCUGCAAGAAUCCAUGCGCGAUGUUUGCCGCUGGAGAGAUCAAAACGCCGACAGGGGAGGGCCUUCUUGACUCACCCAGCAAAACCAUGUCUAUUAAAGAAAGACUGGCAUUGUUGAAGAAAAGCGGGGAGGAAGAUUGGAGAAACAGACUCAGCAGGAGGCAGGAGGGCGGCAAGGCACCGGCCAGCAGCCUGCACACCCAGGAAGCAGGGCAGUCCCUCAUCAAGAAGGAAGAAGGAGGAGUUGCGGAUGAUAGUGCCAUUUCUAAUCUGCUUUGGCGGGUCACAGAAAGUCGAGAGAGCCAAAUGACGAUUGAGGAGAGGAAGCAGCUCAUCACUGUGAGAGAGGAGGCCUGGAAGACGAGAGGCAUAGGAGCAGCCAACGACUCAACCUAGUUCACUGUAGCUGGCAGGAUGGUGAAGAAAGGUCACUCGUCUGUGUGUUCUACUGCCAUAAUCCCAGUAACCUCACCCAUUUGCAGUAAAACAAGAGGCACUACACCCGUUUCCAAACCCCUGGAAGAUAUCAAAGCCAGACCAGAUAUGCAGUUAGAAUCGGACCUGAAGAUGGACAGGCUGGAAACCUUUCUAAGAAGGCUGAAUAACAAAGUUGGCGGGAUGCACGAAACGGUGCUCACUGUCACCCGCAAAUCUGUGAAGGAGGUGAUGAAGCCGGAUGAUGAUGAAACCUUUGCCAAAUUUUACCGCAGCGUGGAUUAUAAUAUGCCGAGAAGUCCUGUGGAGCUGGACGAGGACCUCGAUGUCAUUUUCGAUCCUUAUGCACCCAAAUGGACGUCUUCCAUGGCCGAGCACAAGCAGGCAGUUAGGCCCAAGCGCCGGGUUCAGGCCUCCAAAAACCCUCUGAAAAUGCUGGCGGCAAGAGAAGAUCUCCUUCAGGAAUACACUGAGCAGAGAUUAAACGUUGCCUUCAUGGAGUCAAAGCGGAUGAAAGUAGAAAAGAUGUCUUCUAACUCCAGCUUCUCGGAAGUCACCCUGGCGGGUUUAGCUAAUAAAGAAAACUUCAGCAACGUCAGCUUGUGGAGCGUCAACCUGACGGAACAGAACUCUAACAACGGCGCUGUGCCCUACAAGAGGCUGAUGCUGUUGCAGAUUAAAGGAAGAAGACACGUGCAGACCAGGCUGGUGGAACCUCGAGCUUCGGCGCUCAACAGUGGGGACUGCUUCCUCCUGCUCUCCCCCUACUGCUGCUUCCUGUGGGUAGGAGAGUUUGCAAACGUCACAGAAAAGGCGAAGGCCUCAGAACUUGCAGCUUUAAUUCAGACAAAGAGGGAGCUUGAUUGUAGAGCUACUUAUAUCUAAAUCAUCAAAGAAGGAAUUAAUAUACACACUCAUGCAGCCAAAGACUUCUGCAAGCUUCUGGGUGGCCAAACCAGUUACCAAUCUGCUGGAGACCCAAAAGAAGAUGAACUCUAUGAAGCAGCCAUAAUAGAAACUAACUGCAUUUACCAUCUCAUGGAUGACAAACUUGUUCCUGAUGAUGACUACUGGGGGAAAAUUCCAAAGUGCUCCCUUCUGCAACCCAAAGAGGUACUGGUGUUUGAUUUUGGUAGUGAAGUUUACGUAUGGCAUGGGAAAGAAGUCACAUUAGCACAACGAAAAAUAGCAAUUCAGCUGGCAAAGCACUUAUGGAAUGGAACCUUUGACUAUGAGAACUGUGACAUGAAUCCCCUGGAUCCUGGAGAAUGCAAUCCGCUUAUCCCCAGAAAAGGACAGGGGCGGCCCGACUGAGUGAUAUUUGGGAGACUUACUGAACACAAUGAGAUAAUUUUGUUCAAAGAGAAGUUUCUGGAUUGGACGGAACUGAAGAGACCGAAUGAGAAGAACCCCGAGGAACUUGCCCAGCACAAGGAAGACUCCAGGGCCUAUGUCAAGCCAAACAAUGUGACGCGGAUGGUGUCCAUGCCCCGGACAACAGUGGGCGCCAUCCUGGACCGGGUGAACAUUGGCCAUGGCUAUGGCCUGGUGGAAGGACACGACAGGAGGCAGUUUGAGAUCACCAGCGUCUCUGUGGAUGUCUGGCACAUCCUAGAAUUCGACUAUAGCAGGCUCCCCAAACAGAGCAUCGGGCAGUUCCACGAGGGGGAUGCCUAUGUGGUCAAGUGGAAGUUCGUGGUGAGCACGGCAGGAAAAAAUCUCAAGAAGCCAGCCCCCAAGUCUUACCUUAUCCACGCCGGUCUGGAGCCCCUGACAUUCACCCAUAUGUUUCCCAGCUGGGAGCACAGAGAGGACAUCGCUGAGAUCACAGAGAUGGACACAGACGUUUCCAAUCAGAUCACCCUCGUGGAAGACGUCUUAGCCAAGCUCUGUAAAACCAUUUACCCUCUGGCCAACCUCCUGGCCAGGCUGCUCCCGGAGGGGGUCGAUCCUCUGAAGCUUGAGAUCUAUCUCACCGACGAAGACUUCGAGUUUGCACUAGACAUGACGAGGGACGAAUACAACGCCCUGCCCACCUGGAAGCAGGUGAACCUGAAGAAAGCAAAAGGCCUGUUCCGAGUGGGGAGACGUCAGAGGAGCCUCACGGUCACAUCCAAUACCACCGCACCAGGGAAAUGGAUAUAUAUUUUUGGACUGGUGUUUUUCACAAAGUAUUUUUCAAUCAGAGUUUUCAGAACCUGACAUUGUUAAAGAUACUGCUUGUCCCGGAGUUGUGUAUUUUGUAAAUGUUCAAGGGAACUGUUUGGAAACUUCUUUCCACCAUUCAGCAGAUUAUCAGAAUUAAUAAAAGUAUCUGUUAUGUGCACUUAAGCCGCAGCUGCUAUAGAUAGCACUGCCUUCUUCUUCCAGCUAGGCAAUGCUUUUUUUUUUUUUUUUUUGGAAGCAGUUCUCUUUAUAAAGUGUUAUUUUGAUAGUUUGUGGAUUCUAAAAUAUAUAUAUAUAUAUUUAUAUAAACACCAUAUAAGUCAAAUAUGUAUUUAACAAAGCAAUAUGUAUUCAUUCACAUUCAAGAUAUUUUUGGUGUCAAAAUAAUAUGAAAAGGUAGAUGGAUAGCUCUGCCACCAAGAGGUAUCUUCAUACACGUUUGGAAACGUUUCCUGCAGCAUUAGGUAUGACUUGUUCUAAGCACUGCUUCUGGUGCUAAAAUGAACAAAGAAUUUGUACUUAAUGGCACGGACCGUGGAGAAUCUAUGCGAAUCAACCUUUCUACCUUAAUAUCUCCCCCUAAAUGCCUUGUUUUUAUGUACAGUUUAUAUACAGAAAAGUUUGCUCUGCAUCUUCGAUGAUGGUUUGGAACAUUAUCUACAAUUUUACUCUCAGAUAACCAGAAUAAAAAAUCUCAAUUUCUCAUACCUGUUGUAAACA